AUUACGAAAUGACGAAAUCCCCGUCAUGUACACGUGCCGCUAUAUAAUUGGCUGACAACCAACUAUUCUUCAUGCGCGCAGUAGAGAACGCUUGCGAUCACGGAUACCAAAUAGAAGCAGUUCCCUCCAUUGCAGGUGGCGGGAUUGAGCCUGUGGAGGAGAGGGCAAUCCCGCGACCUAGGGUUUCUAGUCUCGAAGCAGAAGGAAGAAGGCGAAACAGUGAAUUGCCAUGGAGAGUGCCUUUGCUAGCGCCUCUGCUAUCUCAGACCAGAGGCGGAAGAUUGAACAGUAUAAGCACAUUCUGUAUGAUGUUUUGUCGUUGAACGAUAUUGUUCAAACCAAGAAGUUUAUCGAUCACAUACUAUCCGGCGAAGUCCCGCUUGUAGUAUCGCGGAGGCUCUUGCAGAUUCUAGCACAAGAUUUGGGGAACUUGGAGGUGGCGGCUCAGAAAGAGAUUGCCCAUUACAUCCUCGCUCUGAUUCAACCGCGCGUCGUCUCUUUCGAGGAGCAGGUGUUGAUUCUUCGGGAGAAGCUUGCUGAAUUGUAUGAAACAGAGCAACAAUGGUCAAAAGCCGCUCGGAUGCUCAGUGGCAUCGAUCUAGAUUCUGGAAUGAGAGUGAUUGACGAGUCUUACCGGUUGUCAAAAUGUGUUCGAAUUGCUCGUUUAUACCUUGAGGAUGAUGAUGCUGUUAACGCUGAGGCGUUUAUUAAUAAAGCUUCAUUCUUGGUUAGCUAUAGUCAGCAUGAAGUCCUGAAUUUACAGUACAAGGUUUGCUAUGCUAGGAUCUUAGACUUGAAAAGGAAGUUCUUGGAAGCAGCACUGCGUUAUUAUGAUAUUUCUCAAAUUGAAAAGAGACAAAUAGGAGAUGAAGAGAUCAACGAAGAAGCAUUGGAACAAGCUUUAUCUGCUGCAGUGACAUGUACAAUAUUGGCUGCUGCUGGACCACAGCGAUCUCGAGUUCUUGCCACAUUAUACAAGGAUGAGCGUUGCUCAAAGUUAAAAAUCUAUCCAAUCCUUCAAAAGGUUUACUUGGAGAGAAUUUUGAGAAAGCCAGAAAUUGAUGCAUUUGCCAAAGAGCUGAAGCCACAUCAGCAAGCCCUUCUGCCAGAUAAUUUUACUGUUUUGGACCGUGCUAUGAUUGAGCAUAAUCUUCUCAGUGCAAGCAAACUUUACACAAAUAUAAGCUUUGAAGAGUUGGGCACUUUGCUGGGCAUUCCUUCUCGUAAGGCUGAAAAGAUAGCGUCAAGAAUGAUCUGCGAAGAGAGAAUGAGGGGUUCAAUUGACCAGGUCGAAGCUGUUAUUAAUUUUGAGGACGAUAUUGAAGAGUUCCAGCAAUGGGAUGAACAGAUUAUUGGUCUCUGUCAAGCGCUGAACGACACCUUGGAUGGCAUGGCAAAAAAAGGUGUCCACCUUCCUGUCUGACCUUGUGCUUCCAACUCAGUGAUUUUGUGUAAUAUUUUAGAAACUUUUAUCUUUUAACCAUAGUUUGAGGCUAUUUUAGGUUUUUUUGGAGAGGUUGAAAGUUCCCAUUCUUUUUAGCAGCGAGUCAUUUUACUGUCAUUGGUGUAAAAAACUUUGAAAGAAAAGAGGGAUAGGAAUAUGUAGAGAGAGGAGUUAUGAAGGCAAUGUAUCAAAAUUCGUAACUUCCUUAGAAAAG
Molecule: messenger RNA, 1658 nt
Organism: Cucurbita pepo subsp. pepo (vegetable marrow)
Lineage: Eukaryota; Viridiplantae; Streptophyta; Magnoliopsida; Cucurbitales; Cucurbitaceae
Product: COP9 signalosome complex subunit 4
Cellular component (GO): cytosol; COP9 signalosome
Source: RefSeq, a predicted model, not a curated record